GCAGUGCCCCGCGAAGCAGAGCGGGCUUGUAGAGUCUUGCGCGCGCUGCUGGGAUGGAACGUUGCUAGACUUAGCGGGUCUAGCUGCUGGGGGCCCGAGCAGCAAGCUCGGAGCCGCCGCGCGCCAAAGCGGGAAUCCGGGAGGCCGGCAGCUCUGCAAUUAAUGCACAUAUUUUAAACUCCUGAACCUGAGGACGCUAUGCACAGGUAAACAGAUUGCAAAAAGUGGAAGAGCAUGAAUGGACCCUCUUAAUAAUUCUUUUAGGCCCCGAAUAUCGCUACUGGCUAAUAUUGUUGUAAGGCUGUUAAGUGAAUGGUUGCUUAGCCCCUUCUUGUGGAAAGAGUGAAUGGCUGGAUGCUUUAGUGCGGGGAUCAGCGUGCGGUUUUAUUUGGCUUCCCUAAUUGAGCUUUUCUGCCACCGUUUUCAAUCAGUGUAUGAUUGCCCUCUCUCUCUCUCUCCUUGUCUGUUCCCUCCACUGGGAGAAAUUCUUGAGGCCUUCUGCAGUAUCGAAGCACCUCCAGGAGAUUCCAGACCUGAGUAGCAACGUUGCCACUAGCUUCACGUGGGGAUGGGAUUCCAGCAAGACUUCUGAACUGCUCUCAGGCAUGGGGGUCUCCGCCCUGGAGAAAGAGGAGCCCGACAGUGAGAACAUCCCCCAGGAACUGCUCUCAAACCUGGGCCUCCCGCAGAGCCCCCCAAGGAAACGGCUGAAGAGUAAAGGGAGUGACAAAGACUUUGUGAUUAUCCGCAGGCCUAAGCUAAAUCGAGAGAACUUUCCAGGUGUUUCAUGGGAUUCCCUUCCGGAUGAGCUGCUUUUGGGGAUCUUUUCCUGUCUGUGCCUCCCUGAGCUGCUAAAGGUCUCUGGUGUUUGUAAGAGGUGGUAUCGCCUAGCGUUUGACGAGUCUCUAUGGCAAACCUUAGACCUCACAGGUAAAAAUCUGCACCCGGAUGUUACUGGUCGGUUGCUGUCUCAAGGGGUGAUUGCCUUCCGCUGCCCACGAUCGUUUAUGGACCAACCAUUAGCUGAACAUUUCAGCCCUUUUCGUGUGCAGCACAUGGACCUGUCGAACUCCGUUAUUGAAGUGUCCACCCUCCAGGGCAUUCUGUCUCAGUGUUCCAAGUUGCAGAAUCUAAGCCUGGAAGGCCUGCGGCUGUCAGAUCCCAUUGUCAAUAAUCUCGCGCAAAACUCAAAUUUAGUUCGACUUAACCUUUGUGGGUGUUCUGGAUUCUCUGAAUUUGCCCUGCAGACUUUGCUAAGUGGCUGUUCCAGACUGGAUGAGCUGAACCUCUCCUGGUGCUUUGAUUUCACUGAGAAGCAUGUGCAGGUGGCUGUUGCGCAUGUGUCAGAGACCAUCACCCAGCUGAAUCUUAGUGGCUACCGAAAGAAUCUCCAGAAAUCAGAUCUCUCUACUUUAGUUAGAAGAUGCCCCAAUCUUGUCCACCUAGACUUAAGUGAUAGUAUCAUGCUAAAGAAUGACUGUUUCCCGGAAUUUUUCCAGCUCAGCUACCUCCAACACCUGUCUCUCAGUCGGUGCUAUGAUAUAAUACCUGAAACUUUACUUGAACUUGGAGAAAUUCCCACACUAAAAACACUACAAGUUUUUGGAAUUGUGCCAGAUGGUACCCUUCAACUGUUAAAGGAAGCCCUUCCUCAUCUACAGAUUAAUUGCUCCCAUUUCACCACCAUUGCCAGGCCAACUAUUGACAACCAAAAGAACCAGGAGAUAUGGGGCAUCAAAUGCCGACUGACCCUGCAAAAGCCCAGUUGUCUGUGAAACAUUUAUUACAGGAUGGUGUCUCUUCUUUAGAACAGGGAAAGUAGGCAGGAAGCCCAAUUGAUGGAGUACUUAGCUAGUUUUAUUCUUGGUUUUCCCUUUGCCCUUUGCCUUCAUUCUGCAAGUAUAUUAGGGAACCAUUUGAGAGGGAAAACUAUGAAAUCUUGCUUUUUGAAAUGAUUCUAAAAGCUUCUAUCACUGCUUUGCUCUUAAGAGCCAAAGUUGUAGGCCUUUUAAAAUUUUGGGAGAGUGAGCCUAUAAUUUCAAGGUACCUUAAAGAGCAAAAUUUGAGCCACCUUUUUUCAAGUGCCCUUCUUAUUAAGUCUAUUCAGAAUCAAGCUUAAAAAUUACCACCAGCAAACAAUCUUCAUAGCUUAUAUAACUUUUAUCUAUUUAAUUUUAUAGUACUGCUUUAUAAGACAGCUUAGAAGAAUAAUAAGCUAUUUGUAUUAUGAGCUGAACAAAAAGAGAAUCAUAGGAUAGUAGCAUAUGAGGCCAUUGAGGAAGAGAAAAAUGCAUUUUAAUUUUGCCUUUAGAUUUGAAAUUAUGUUAAUAGAAAUUAGUAGCCACUUAAUUCACCUUAAAACUUACAAAAGACCAAACAUUACAAAAACCAGAAGUAUAAUGAAGGCCCAGGAGACAGCUUUCUACGACAGGUUAAUUUGAAGUAUCUCAUAAUGUUCAUUAAGUGACUGUGUUUCUAGAAUUCUAAAUUAGAUGAGAAAUAUAAUUGUUUUCUAACUUGAUAAUCAAAUUAUGUGAACAUGGGUCCUUAAGAUUUUAAAAUGACUUGCUUUGUUUUAGAAAGGUGCUAUUAAUCUAGUCUUUAUUCUUGAACAUUUGGAUGGAAGAAUUCUGAAGUUGCCUGCUGUUUCCCUUUAGCGCUGAGGUUCUUAAGGUUACUUUUAUAUUCUAAAAUCAAGUAUUUUAAAUUGUCUUUUUUUUUUAAAUGAUCUCUCACCAAUAAUUGUUUGAAAGUAUUUAUAAGGGUAUCAGACCUAAAGUCCAAGGAACUGCACUCCCUUCAAUCAGAAAUAUACAAUAGAAGCAGGUAUAUGUUUCAUGCAGUUUCAGUAGUAUGCACUACUUAUACCUACAUAAGAGUUACAAUUCAGAUGUGGGACCUUUUGAUACCAUCAGUGAUAUUUUUUUAAAACUGAUAUACUUAGAAGUGAAAAGAUUAAAUUCUAUUUCUUAAAAAUCACAAAAAACUAGUUUAAAUGGACUUCUUCGUAUGUUCAAAUUGUAACACCAAGAAAAGCCAAAACCUGUCAUUUGUAUUAACUUUUUUUUAAUCAAAAAUUGUUAACGUUAGAAACAUAGUAUGAAGUGCCUUUAUCUGCUUAGACCUAAGGAAGAUUUUAAAGUUGGGUUACACAGGAAAUGAUUAUGUUUAAAUUUCUUAGUAAACAGUGCUAAAUACUACUUGAAAUUAUUGUUUACAGAUUAGUGACAAGAGCUGGGGUUAGGAUUCAGUUGGACUCUGACAUCCAGAUACCCUCAAACAUACAGAACUUCCAAACUCAAGUCCAGCCAUAAGCUAUUUUGCCAACAUGUCAGAGUAAUCUGUAUUUUUGUAUGUGAUUUCUACUUUUAUAGACUUGUUUUAAAAUAAAAUACAUUUUUAUAAAAAUGA
Saimiri boliviensis boliviensis (Bolivian squirrel monkey) is the source of this 3411-nucleotide messenger RNA. RefSeq names its product S-phase kinase associated protein 2 (gene SKP2). Gene Ontology annotation, molecular function: protein binding. The record is from RefSeq and is a predicted model, not a curated record. Lineage: Eukaryota; Metazoa; Chordata; Mammalia; Primates; Cebidae.